Messenger RNA from Chelonus insularis, 7729 nucleotides. Its product is annotated as ATP-binding cassette sub-family A member 5-like. The record is from RefSeq and is a predicted model, not a curated record. Gene Ontology annotation, molecular function: ATP hydrolysis activity; ABC-type transporter activity; lipid carrier activity. Gene Ontology annotation, cellular component: intracellular membrane-bounded organelle; membrane. Gene Ontology annotation, biological process: transmembrane transport; lipid transport. The transcript is spliced from 13 exons. NCBI's taxonomy places the organism in Eukaryota, Metazoa, Arthropoda, Insecta, Hymenoptera, Braconidae. The coding region runs from base 702 to 5846 and encodes 1714 amino acids.
GGAAAUAGUAGCAUGCCAUGGUCAUUGUCAAUGUGCUAAAUUACUCGAAUAUGCAGUUAUUGGCAAAGUUUGUUCGCUGAUUAUUAGUCAAAAUAAUAAGGACCUUUCUGGGUGUGGAUGCUUGCCCAUUUGGCCUCUGGGUUAUAGACACACCCUGUUGGGAGCUUUUGAUGACUAUCAAAUUCUCUGCAUACUACUUGGCAUUGGUUAUCUAACCCAAUUCAUUAUCUAUCGAUAGAAAUUUUUGUUUUUUUUAUGGAUAUGUCAAGGUUGAGAGUGAUGUGGAGAGACUUGAAGCUGCUGAGAUCUGUAAGUCUGCAUAAUUUUGCGACAUAAACAGAUUGAAACUCGUUAAAAGUCAUGGAAGCAUAGAGAAACGAACUUACAAUGUCGCUUAAUGCAGACAUGUAAGCUGUUACACUUGACGUGACACACGUGAUGAAAAUUAGUACCAAAAAAUAAUUACCAGCGAUCCAAGGAAUGAAAUUUCUAGUUGAAAACAACUCAAAUUUUGUGUUCAACGAAUAAGUUAAAUGAGGUGUGAGGAAGAUCAUCUUAUCUUCAAGUUGCAGGAAAAUCGGUGGCAAUUGUGUAUGAGAUGAAAUCCCAUCAUUUUGGAAGAAACAAGUUUCUCCCGAACAACUAAUGACUUCAAAAACUGAUGAAAGUUCAAGUUACUGAUAUCAGAAAAGGAUAUAAAGAUGGGGUCUUGUGGCGUGUACCUUUCUCAAUUGCGAGCAAUGCUCGUGAGGAAUUUACUGCUCAAGAAACGCGAGAAAAGAAAGACAAUAGUUGAGAUACUUUUACCUCUCUACAUCUUGGGAACCCUCAUCGUUCUAAAGAUCUUGAUUCCGAACCCAAACUAUCCUGCCAUGACAACUCAACAGCAAGAUGGAGACAUUUUCGAGUUCUUCAAUGGCUACAAAAAUAAUACGAUUGCUGUUGUUCCAAACUCCACUGAAACUAUUAGUUUCCUAAGCGCCAUGAAUACUCUUUGGUUAUCGAUGUGGGAAGAUCCUGGUAAGCUGCCUUUAAACUUCAUGGUCUUCGAAACGACAGCUGAUCUCCAAGCUGCCUAUUGGCGUGAUCCACGCAGCGUACCUCUAGCUGUUAUCUUCGAGAAUCCUCAUCCCAUAACUCAAAAUCUCUUGUACGAAAUACGAACAAACCCGUCAUACUCAGCACCACCAUCUCCAAAAGAAUUUUAUUCUUCUCCUGUGACAUGUAGAAAGGACACUAGUCAUUGGAUGGGAGGAGUUUUGUCGAUAGAAACAGGAGGAUCUUGUCCUGUGAACAAUUAUUUUUACUCUGGUUUUAUGGCUCUUCAAAUGAUUAUGGAUACGACAAAAAUUCGACUAGAUAGUGGUAACAAUCAAGUCACAAUUCCAGAUGUCAAACUACAAAUGUUUCCCAAAGAAGCUUAUACAGCCAAUUGGAUGCUUGCGUUCAGAGUCGUGAUACCACUUUAUAUGAUUAUUGCUCUCUCGCAGUUUGUUACGUCUCUCUUGAUACUCAUUGUCGGAGAAAAAGAGAAUAAAAUCAAAGAAGGAAUGAAGAUAAUGGGGCUGAAAGAUUCAGUUUUUUGGAUGUCUUGGUUUAUUAUUUAUGGUGUAUUUGUAUUAUUACUCUCCGCAGUUGCUGUGAUUCUAUUAUUUACACUACAAAUGUUCCAACAUACUCACUUUUUACCCAUUUUCCUGCUUGUCGUCCUUUAUAGUUUUUCCGUUAUUAUGUUUGCUUUCAUGAUUACUCCUUUCUUUGAUAAAUCACGCACUGCUGGAGUAUUGGGUAAUUUUGCAAUUACUAUUUUAAGUUUAAUGUACUUUAUUCAAGUAUUUGUUGAUGACUCCAGUUCCAUAUCAUUCUGGGUCGUAUCUCUAUCAAGUCCGACUUGCGCUGCAUUAGCAAUGGAUAAAGCAUUAGUAUUGGAUCUUCAAGGAGAAGGAGUAAAUUUUGACAAUUUGUGGGCAGGACCAGGUAUACCAUUUGGAGGAAGUUUAAUAAUGCUAACAUUGGAUAUAUUUGUUUACGGCUUGUUAGCUUAUUAUCUUGACUCCAUCAUACCGAGUGAGUAUGGAGUCAAAAGACCUCCAUGGUUUUGUUUUACGCCGGGAUUUUGGUGCAAGAAAAAAGUUCAAAGGAUGCCAUCAUCAAACGGAGAAUCAAAUUCUUUUAUUCCUGAAGAAGAAGCAAAUCGUGAUGUGGAGCCAGUAGUACGGGAAAUGAAAGGUCGAGAAGCAAUCAGAAUAGUGGAUCUAUAUAAAUCUUAUCAGAAGUGUCGAAAGCCAGAGGUUAAAGCUGUGAAUGGAAUUAACUUGACGAUUUAUGAGGGACAAAUCACAGCUAUUCUAGGUCACAAUGGUGCUGGUAAAACAACUGUAUUUAACAUUUUAACUGGAUUGACAACACCAACAGCUGGAACUGCUUUAAUUUUCGGAUAUGAUGUACGAGAUUCCAAUGACAUGCAAAUGAUAAGAAGUAUGACAGGAGUUUGUCCUCAGCAUGAUAUUCUUUUUGAUUUGCUCACUCCUCGUGAACAUUUAGAAUUUUUUGCUGCCGUCAGAGGGAUUUCGCGAUCAAUGAUUGAGAUGGAAGUAAAAAAGACUUUGAAAGACAUUGAUUUAACUGAGAGAGCUGACACGUUUGCAAAAUAUCUAAGUGGUGGCCAAAAAAGGAAACUAUCAGUGGGAAUUGCUAUUAUUGGAGAUCCAAAGAUUAUCAUCUUAGAUGAACCUACAGCAGGAGUUGAUCCUUAUUCAAGACGGCAAAUGUGGUCCUUUCUUCAGUCUAGAAGACAUGGAAAAGUCAUAUUACUUACAACUCAUUUCAUGGAUGAAGCUGAUAUUUUGGCCGACCGUAAGGCAGUUAUCAGUAAAGGCAAACUACGUUGUUGUGGAAGUUCUUUAUUUUUGAAGAAUAAAUUUGGAAUUGGAUAUCAUUUAACUUUAGUACUUGAAGGCAGCAGUAGAGUUCAUGCAAUUACUCGAUUAGUAACGAGUCAUGUUGCCAAAGCAGAAAAAGCUCGUCGACAUGGCAGAGAAUUGAGUUUCAUUUUGCCUCAUAAUUCAGUAGAAAAUUUUGCACCUCUGUUUUAUGCUAUUGAACAAGAAAUUAAAACUCGAAAUGCUCGAUUAGGUAUUAGUAGUUAUGGAGUGUCAAUGACGACUUUGGAAGAAGUAUUUUUACACUUGGAAAAAGACGAAGAAACCGAGUGCACAAUGGACAAUCUUUCGAAAAAGAUGGUGAGAAAUCGUGCACUCAGUAGAUCGUUAUCCCUACAAUCAAAAAGUACGUCUUACCAAAGUCUUCAAAACGAAGGUGCUACGGUCCAAGGUGAUGGACAAGUUAAAAAUUCAAGUGAAUUACCUGACGGUGUUCACAAUGAUAAGAAUCCUGCGAUUCGCGGCCUUGGUUUGGACCCUAUCAAGAUACGGCCUAACUUUUUUCAAACUCUUUAUGCAAUGCUGAGACUACGUGUUCUUAGACUUUUCAGAAAUCUUCAAUUACUUUAUUUUACUAUUGUCGCACCACUUGCGUUCGUUGUUCUUGGAUUAUAUUUGAAUAGUAUUCAGGUUGUCAGCAUAAAAAUGGAUUCAUUAGAACUCAAUAGCAGUACUUAUAAAGAAAAUACGAAAUUUCUCUAUACAAAUUCAUCAGAUUAUGACAUAUCUCCACUGAUAAGUGAAAUUAAACGUGAUGUAAAAGUAUUAGAAGAAUAUGAUGGAAAUUUUACAGACUUGUUAUCAAUUGCUCCUCAUAUGGGUGUUAUUAAUAUAAGAGACUUUAAAAAACAGAAGGUUACGUUAACAUUAACUUACAAUGAUACGAUGCAACAUUCUUUACCUAUUUUCAUGAAUAUAUUAUCAAAUGCUCACUACAGAAUUUUAUCUGGCAAAGAAAAUCCUCCACCGAUCAAAGUGAAAACUCAUCCGUUCCAGCAAACUUCUCAACCGCAAGAAUUUAACAUUGGAAUCGCGAGUUCUGGAUUAUUUAUUGGGAUGGAUUUCGUUCUGGUUCCAAUUAUUCUUGUUGUUGAUAUGGUUUACGAUCGUGAAAUAAAAACAAAAAACCAGCUACGAGUUAAUGGAUUAUCAUUCUUCAUAUAUUUCCUGACGUAUUUCAUUGUCUUGACUGUCUUGAUGAUCAUUAUUUGUCUUUGUAUACUUGGAAUAAUUUUCGCCUUUGAUGUACCAUCAUUAAGAGAGCCUCCAGCAUUGAUAACACUGAGUGGUUUAUUGAUGCUCUAUUGCCCACCAUCGAUUCUAUUUUCCACCUGUCUUAGUUACAUUUUUGACAAGAUGGACUCUGCUCAAAGUUUCUUGCCCAAUAUUGUAACAUUUGUUGGACUUAUUCCAUUUUGUUUAGUAAUGACACUUGACAUGUUAGACGUUGGAGGUGCUGCAGCUUUUGCACUCCAUGUCGUAUUUUCUUUGUUAAACACAAUGUAUUUGCCAUAUGCAGCAGUAUAUUAUGUCGAUCGUGUGCAUCUUAUGUGCUCUAUAAAUGCAGCAUGUCACCAUUUAACAAUGUCUGACUAUUUAACUACAGAGAUACUCGUUAUGGCACUAGGAGUAUUGAUUCACUGUCCACUUUGGCUCUUCGUACUUGUGAUUAUAGACGUUAAAAAAAGUGGCGGAAAAGUCAGUGAUCUCUUCAAAAAAUUCUACCCUCGUAGAGAUGCAAUUAGUGAAGAAAUACUAGAGAAUCCUGACAUUGGGGAGCACGAAGAUGCUGACGUGAAAAAUGAACGUCAAAGAGUCUUUAAUUACGUCAAUUCAUCUUCAGUUCAAGAACCUCCAGUAGUUUUACUUCAGAAUCUGAGAAAAGAAUACAGACAACGAAAGACAGGUUCCUGUAGUUGUUGCUCAAAACGUGAAGAUGAGGUGCCUAAACCACCAAGAAAAGUUUCUGUUAGAAAUUUAUCUCUUGCGGUUGAACCAGGUGAAGUGUUCGGACUUCUAGGCCAUAAUGGAGCAGGCAAGACUACUACAAUGAAGAUAAUAAUUGCUGAAGAAGCAGCAACAAGAGGAAGAGUCCAAAUUGGUGGUCUCAACAUUAACUCUCACACGACAGAAGCUUUUCGGCAAAUGGGUUAUUGCCCUCAACAUGAUGCAUUAUGGAAAAAUAUUACAGUUCGUGAACAUCUUGAGUGUUAUGCAGCUAUUCGCGGUGUUCCUUGGAGUGAUAUCAACAGAAUUGUUGAUCUUUAUUUAUCAGGAUUACAAAUCCACGAACAUGCAGACAAGCAAACUCAAGAAUGCUCAGGGGGUACUAGAAGGAAGCUUAGUUUUGCUAUGGCUAUGGUGGGAGGCCCUAAAGUCGUUUUAAUGGAUGAACCAAGCACAGGAAUGGAUCCUAGAUCUAAGAGAUUCCUUUGGGACACUAUUCUUGCUAGUUUUCAGGGUGGUAGGGGUGCUAUUUUGACCACUCAUUCAAUGGAAGAAGCUGAUGCACUUUGUUCAAGAGUUGGUAUUAUGGUAAAAGGCGAACUUAGAUGCAUCGGUUCAACUCAACACCUGAAGAAUCUUUAUGGUGCAGGAUAUACGUUAGAGAUGAAACUUCUCGGUGGUGAUUGUACUCCAACAGCACCGUCUGGAGAUCGGAAUAGUGCUCUUAAAGAAUUUGUUGCUGGGCUAUUCCCUGACGCAACUAUUGAGGAGAGCUUUGCUGAUAGACUGGUUUUCGCAGUGCCUCAGCAUGCUGUUCAUUCUCUUGCUGAAUGUUUUAUGCAGUUAGAAAAAGCUAAGUUGGAGCUGGAUAUUGAAGAAUAUAGUUUUAGUCAAACAACAUUGGAGCAAGUGUUCUUGAAAUUUUCUCACUAUGAUGAAAUGAACGGUGGCGAAUGACAAUCUAAAGUUUUAAAUUAAGAUAUUAUUAAACAAUAAAAGUGAAGAGUGAUAAAAGUCCAUUCCAUAUAAAAAAAAAAAAAAUAAUGGUAAAGUCCAAGUGAAUGUAAGUAAUAUCUUUGGAUUUGGACCGGUGAAGUUGAACGAAAAGUGGCCUCUACGUGUCUUCAAAGUUAUGAACAGUAAGAAAUGAGAGUUAGGGACCAUGGAGGAAGUGUGUUCUAUAAUUAAUAAAGUAUUCAAUUAUAAAUUCCCGCUGCAUUAGGGUUCUGGAUAUAAGUUUUCAACACCAAAGGGAAACCAAAAUAUAUAUAAUCAUUUGUAGAAGACUCCAGAUGGUGUAUGAACUUUUUUCAGGACACAAUGCAUCACUCAGCCAUAAAACAUUCCAAGUAUAUUUGCUGAUGUGCUCUUCAAAAAUAUUAAAAUUUUUUGAGGACAAAAUAGUCACAAGGUACAUUGUUUAAUAAAGUGACUGAGUGUUCUCCCUCUCCUUUCUUUUUAUAAUAAAUAACAAUAAUCAUAGCUGGUGAUUUCGUAUGUCCUGGUGUACAUGUUGUCUGUGCGAUAUCAAUUAAUAUCAUUCUGUAUAUAACAGAAAAGAUUUGUGCAAUGUUAAUUAAAUCUUGAAAAUUAUGCUCGAAGAUAAUCUUAAAUCUGUGCAAGCUCAUUAACAAUUCAAUUAACUUUUGUCUGAACAAUUAAUGAUACAAUUUUUCUGUAUGUUGUUGACCUCUUGCGACUGCUAAAGAUAAUCAAGAUGGUCAGAAUUUUAAAUGAAAAACAAGUUUUUUAUUGAUAUCUUGUAUAUUAUAUCUUAACAAAACGUAGUAGAAUAUCAAUUGUUUUUUUAUUAAAAUAUUUUUGUUCAUUAGAUUGGGCCCAGAAUUUAAAAACUCUCGGCAUAUACUAAGUAUAUUAUCAUUGAAUGUAAAAUGAAUGAAUCAGAAAAUUUUAUUUCACUUGUACAAAGUAGCACAUAGUAAAAAUAAUAAUAAAAUGCAAUAGUAAACUUUUUAAAUCUCGCUUUAUAUCGGUAAUAAAUCUUCACGUUUGAAGAUGAUAUUGUUUGCAAUAUAUGUAUAUGGCUAUAUACAUAUAUAAUAUUAGAUUAAUGACGAUUUUAUAUCUUAAAAUCGAUUAUUAGAAUUGAAUGAAAAUCAAUUGGACUAAAAGUAUUAAUGCAUCUCGUUUCAUCGUUAAGAUAAAUAAGUAUAGGAAAAAUAAUAAUAAUGAAAUGAAACGUGAUAUCAUGCUCAGAUUAGGAUGCAUCUUUAAAAGCAUUGGAUUGUAAAUAAUUGUCGAAAUGGCAUCCAUUAGAAUUUAGUGAGAGAAAGAAUGUGUGAAUUAAUUAAGAAAAAAAAGUAAAAUGAGGAAAAAAAUUAUCUUCUACGUAAAUGCGAGAAAUAUAUAAAUAUAUAAAAAGUUUUCCUUACAAAAAUUUAAAAAUCGGCGCUCGAAGUCUUGGACAUGAGCGGUGAUAUCGAAACUGGAGGACUGAUUGAAACAUUUUUUGUAGUUCAAAAAAUUUAGGUAGUUCAAUUAAAAAUAAAAAAAAAAUAAAAAUGAAAAUAAAUGCAACAAAAUUUUCACAUAAUGGGAUUAAUGAAAUGUUUUUGUAAAUACAAUGUUGCUAAUAAAAAAAAAACUAAUUCAUAUGUUAUAAAUAAAAAAAAAAAUAUGAAUUACUUGAGUAUUGAAUUAAAAAAAUUAAUUGAAAGAAAAUUUCUUAGACACACCGAAGGGUUGUACGUAUCUGCAUUUGAUAUAGAUAAAAGUGCGUGCACAUGUGAAUGAUGGUCUCUCUCUAGUUGAUAAUUUAAUUAUACAAUUUAGUCAAUUAUAAAUUUAAAAAAGACGAUUAAUUAUGAAAGAAUAAAAAA